CUGUCAUUCACAACCCCCUGAAAGCGGAAUUGCCACAGUCCUAUGUUGUGGGAGAAGAAGCACAAUGGCUGUGUGUGCUCCUUCGCUAGUUCCUCCUCUGGGAUGCUAGUACCAUGUAUGACAUCCUCUCUGAUCAGCCUCUCAGACUUGGAGACCAGUUCUACAAAGAAGCCAUCGAGCACUGCCGCAGCUACAACUCUCGGCUGUGCGCUGAGCGCAGCGUCCGCCUCCCCUUCCUAGAUUCGCAGACUGGGGUAGCUCAGAACAACUGCUACAUCUGGAUGGAGAAGAGGCAUCGGGGACCAGGACUGGCCCCAGGUCAGCUGUACACAUACCCUGCUCGCUGCUGGCGCAAAAAGAGACGCUUACAUCCUCCUGAGGACUCCAGGCUGAAGCUUCUGGAAAUUAAACCUGAAGUUGAUCUGCCUUUGAAGAAGGAUGGGUUCACAUCAGAGGGAACCACACUGGAAGCCUUGCUGCGCGGGGAAGGAAUUGAGAAAAAAGUGGAUACUAAAGAGGAAGACACUAUACAGGAAAUCCAGAGAGUUUUGGAAAAUGAUGAAAAUGCUGAUGAAGUGAAUGAGGAAGAGGAAUUAGAAGAAGAUAUUCCAAAACGAAAGAACAGGCCCAGAGGACGGGCUCGGGGAUCUGGAGGUGGCAGGAGAAGGAACGAUGCUGCCUCCCAGGAUGACCAUGACAAACCUUACGUUUGUGACAUCUGUGGUAAACGUUAUAAGAACAGACCUGGACUGAGCUACCAUUAUGCUCACACUCACCUAGCCAGCGAAGAGGGGGAUGAAGCCCAAGAGCAGGAGACAUGCUCCCCACCCGUCCACAGAAACGAGAACCACAAACCCCAAAAAGGACCAGACGGGGCUAUCAUUCCCAACAACUACUGUGACUUCUGCCUUGGAGGCUCCAGUAUGAACAAAAAAAGUGGCUGUCCAGAGGAGCUUGUGUCAUGCUCAGACUGUGGACGCUCGGGACACCCUACCUGCCUGCAAUUCACCACAAACAUGACGGAGGCUGUAAAAACCUAUAAGUGGCAAUGCAUUGAGUGCAAAUCCUGCAGCCUUUGCGGGACCUCUGAAAAUGAUGACCAGCUGCUCUUCUGUGACGACUGCGACCGUGGCUAUCACAUGUAUUGCUUAAACCCACCAGUGUCCGAGCCUCCAGAAGGGAGCUGGAGUUGUCAUUUGUGCCGAGAACUACUCAGAGAGAGAGCAUCAGCUUUUGGCUUUCAAGCCUGAGGAGCUCCAGGGAUCAAGAUGCAAUUUGCUUCUGGAGUUGUGGUACCAGCGCACAGUUCCCAUCCAGAACACAAAGACACACACAUGCACGCACACACACACAUCGAAGAGAAUGGACACUCAAGUAUAAGAAGAGAUAACAAUGGUAUUUAUUGUCAAAGAGUAGAUUUCACUAAUAUAGUACCUCCUGGGUUCUACUAGAAGAAACAUGUUCUCCUUUUAAUGCUCCAAAUGGAAUCUUUUCACUACUGUGCAUGGUUGAUGCUGUAUUGUAAUAGGCUCACAUGCAUUAUGUUAAGGGGGAAAUUGUUACACUGAUACCGAGAAGUAGAUUUUGUGUGGCCUUGUGCUUUUUUGUUUGGUCUUCUUUGUAAACAAAGAAAUAGCAACAUAGUUCCCAAAGCACUACUGAUGAGCUACUUUGGUUGGGAUGUUGGGAACUGUUACUCCUCACAGGCUUGACUGAAAACCGAAAACUGAAAACCUCACAGGCUUGACUGAAAACUGAAAAACUGCAACACUGUGUAGUUCUAGAGAGGCUUUGAAGGUUGUGGUAGCUCCCUUCUUCCUGAGUUGUGACUAACACGAGCAUAUUGCCACUGAGACAGGAACUGAUCUAAAAUUCCUUGGGUGACCGUUUCUUUGCUGAAUCGUCAAACCCUUUGCUUUUUACUGAUAUUAGAAAUUUGAUUUUAGUGUAAAUGAAAGAAGAAUAGAAUAUAUAUAGAUUCAGAGGCACCUACUCCACCCCUCUCCAGUUUCUUUUAAUGUUCAGGGAGACCAUCUUAAAGUGGCGCUGUUAUUAAGAUCAGAUCCAAAAGGCUGUUUUUUAUUUGUAAAGAGGUGAGGAGUAAUGGUUUACAGAACCUGAAAAGAAAGAUUGCCAUGGUGAUUUUUAAAUUUAAAUAAAAAUAGCUUUCCUUUAUUUAAACAGUCCCCUGAUGUGUAGCACACCCAAACAAAAUAGCACUGAGCUCAUGUAUCAGAACCAGGAAGCAUCACUGUAAUUCACUGUAUUGUCACUGUCCAAACUGAGUGAAAUAGAGAAAAGUGAACAACAACAAAACAAAAGCAUCAAUGGAGAAUAAGUAUUUUUUAAACAGUCUUCUCCAUUUCAGUAAUCUAAGGGGUCAAACAUGUAAGGACUAUUUUUUAAAAAUAUGAUUUUUAAAGUUGCAAAUAUGCUACUCCUGAUUCUAUCAAGUAUACAAGAAUUGUUCUACAGUAUCUUGGGUGUGACAUAUAAAAUCUGUUUAUAAACAGAUUUAAAAGAUUGCAUGAGAGGAGGAAUGUAGUAUAGGUUGAUGAAUCCCAAGCAGCAUGAGUGGCUCAGGAUGCCUAUGCAAGGUGGUAAGGACACUAAGAUUGCAUUUGGGAUAUACGUAUUAAUUGAAGCCCCUCUGCAAAAUUAUUCACCCUGAGGAUUUAAAUUAACAUUGUCAAAAUAAAUGUAAUUUAAUUUAAAAAAGGUCCUUCCCUGUGUUACUAAUAACACCUCAGACUGUUAAACUUAAAUGAAUUGUAUACAUUUUAAUUUACUUUUAAUUUUUUAUGUGGUUUGUUUAGCUUUUUCACUUCUUUCAGCUUAGACACAGAAACCAGUCUGGUCAGUUUCUCAAUCUUGUUCUCGUGGACUCACACAUAGUGCAGUUGUGUGUGAGUUCACAAAACUGCCCUAGAAUUGUUUCAAUCCCACGAAAACUAUUUUCUUUACAUUCCAAGGUGGUACCUGAGCACUUUAUUUCUAGCCCUAUUGCACCAAAUCUACCCCUUGUGCAGCUCUAUUGUCUUCCCCUGGGAUUAAUUUAAUCCAUUAGUAGGGGACAAUGCCCAAAUGUAGCGUCCCAAAACUACGAGAUAGUGUCAGUUGAAAAGUGUGCAAAAAUCAUCUUUCUGACACACAUUGGGAGGGGAAGAUAGGAGCUUAAAUCUCUACUACAGGCCUACAUUAUACAAUCCUAGACCAUCAAAUAGCAUUUGUGUCCACACAGCUACAAUAAGAUGAUUUACAUACUAUUUAAACAAAACCAUUUAAAAACUUUAAAUGACCAACUUUCUUUCAGCCUCAUUGGGCAACAUGCUGAAGCACUUCAAACUAUUCAUCCCCAUUGUCUCAUCCAAAUCUCUGAGCGGCUUUCUUUUCAGCUCCCUCCUGUCUGUUAGAAUCCCCCUAGGAAGAGCUAAUGGAGUCUGUCACAUUUCUCCAAUGCUCCCAUGCACGUGGCCUUCUUAGUUUCCCUCGGCGGAUGUGCUGGAUCCAUAACUAGAGACUGAGUCGGAUACAAGAUGCUAGAGGUGCCCACACCUUUUGGUACAGAAAACUGCACUGGCAGCUUGCCAGGAGCUGGAUGGCCACAGCUUAUUUGCACACACAUUUGCAUACAUUAGUUAAGCAAAAUAAAUUGCCAUGACUUUCAUAUUUGCUGCCUGUUGCAGUUAAACCCUCACGAAAAUUUACAAGUGUUUAGCAGUGUCAUCUCCACCUUGCACAUCCAGGGAGACUGCAGCAGCAGCCCACAUCCUAAGAUUCCAGGAGCCUCAGUUGGCCUAUCAGCUGUACCUUGUGUCCCUCUACUCAAAGCAUUAACAAGAACUGAUUGUGUUAGAGCCUCUGCAUUCCAUAUCCAAUCUACCAAGGCAGAGUUAGUUGCUACAGUCCAGAAUGCACAUGUAUGAGUUCAGAUUAAUAGUAACUUUCUUGUCAUGGUCCAGUUACACUUCAUUCAUUCAGGCUUUACUCUCACAUAUCUACAUGCACAGACAGUUCCAGUUAACUUCUAGCAGCCUGAUAAAUCCAAAGCUUUCACUUCUCUGACAUUAAGAUGCUCCUGCAACUUAUAUCUCCCCGCUUCACAGCCUUAUUCUUAGGCAAUAGGCAGGUACAUUCCACUCAGUAAUAAUUCUUAGCAUGUACAUAGGGCUGGACAACUUCAAAGUGUUGAAAACAUUCAUUAUUUAAUCUACACAAUACCCAUUAUGUAAAUAGUGCUGUACCCAUUUUACAGAGACACAGAAAAAUUAUACCAUGUCUUGCUCAUAGUCAUACAGUGAAAAAGUGGAUUCACAGUCAGCUUUUUUAACCAUCGGACACAUUUCCUUAUGCUACUCCUUUGCUGUACACUUAUUUAAAGGAACAAUCCACAAUAAGGCAGUUUUCGAAACCCAGCAUAAUCAUGACAUUCUCACAGGAGAACUAGGGAAAUGUGGUCCAGAGUAAAUUACUUUAAAGUGGGUGCACAAUCGGUUGAAAGACAGUAAUCAAAGAGUAGUUAUCAAUGUUCACUGUCAAACUGGGGGUGGGGGUGGGGUGGUAUAUCUGGUGGUGUUCUGUCCUGAGUCUGGUACUAGUCAAUAUUUUCAUUAAUGUCUGAGAUAAUGGAGUGGAGAGUAUGCUUGUAAAAUCUCUGGAUGACACCAAGAUGGGAGGGGUUGCAAGCACUUUGGAGGACAGGAUUAAAUUUCAAAAUGACCUUGACAAAUUAAAGAAUUGGACUGAAAUCAACAAGAGGAAAUUCAAUUAAGACAAGUGCAAAGUACUUCACUUAUAAGGAAAAAUCAAAUGCACAUCUACAAAGUGGGGAAUAACUAGCUAGGUGGAAGUACUGCUGAAAAGGAUCUGGGGGUUAUAGUAGAUAACAAAUUAAAUAUGAGUCAAUGUGAUGUAGUUGCUAAGCAGGUUAAUAUCAUUCUGAGAUGUAUUAACAGGAGCCUUGUAUGAAAGACACAGGAGGUAAUUGUCCUGCUUUGCUCAGCAAUGGUGAGAUUUCAGCUGGAGUAUUGUCAUAGAAUCAUAGAAUAUCAGGGUUGGAAGGGACCCCUGAAGGUCAUCUAGUCCAACCCCCUGCUUGAAGCAGGACCAAUUCCCAGUUAAAUCAUCCCAGCCAGGGCUUUGUCAAGCCUGACCUUAAAAACCUCUAAGGAAGGAGAUUCUACCACCUCCCUAGGUAACGCAUUCCAGUGUUUCACCACCCUCUUAGUGAAAAAGUAUUUCCUAAUAUCCAAUCUAAACCUCCCCCACUGCAGCUUGAGACCAUUACUCCUCGUUCUGUCAUCUGCUACCAUUGAGAACAGUCUAGAGCCAUCCUCUUUGGAACCCCCUUUCAGGUAGUUGAAAGCAGCUAUCAAAUCCCCCCUCAUUCUUCUCUUCUGCAGGCUAAACAAUCCCAGCUCCCUCAGCCUCUCCUCAUAAGUCAUGUGUUCUAGACCCCUAAUCAUUUUUGUUGCCCUUCGCUGGACUCUCUCCAAUUUAUCCACAUCCUUCUUGUAGUGUGGGGCCCAAAACUGGACACAGUACUCCAGAUGAGGCCUCACCAAUGUCGAAUAGAGGGGAACGAUCAUGUCCCUCGAUCUGCUCGCUAUGCCCCUACUUAUACAUCCCAAAAUGCCAUUGGCCUUCUUGGCAACAAGGGCACCCUUGACUCAUAUCCAGCUUCUUGUCCACUGUCACCCCUAGGUCCUUUUCCGCAGAACUGCUGCCUAGCCAUUCGGUCCCUAGUCUGUAGCGGUGCAUUGGAUUCUUCCAUCCUAAGUGCAGGACCCUGCACUUAUCCUUAUUGAACCUCAUCAGAUUUCUUUUGGCCCAAUCCUCCAAUUUGUCUAGGUCCUUCUGUAUCCUAUCCCUCCCCUCCAGCGUAUCUACCACUCCUCCCAGUUUAGUAUCAUCCGCAAAUUUGCUGAGAGCGCAAUCCACACCAUCCUCCAGAUCAUUUAUGAAGAUAUUGAACAAAACCGGCCCCAGGACCGACCCUUGGGUCACUCCACUUGAUACCGGCUGCCAACUAGACAUGGAGCCAUUGAUCACUACCCGUUGAGCCCGACAAUCUAGCCAGCUUUCUACCCACCUUAUAGUGCAUUCAUCCAGCCCAUACUUCCUUAACUUGCUGACAAGAAUACUGUGGGAGACCGUGUCAAAAGCUUUGCUAAAGUCAAGAAACAAUACAUCCACUGCUUUCCCUUCAUCCACAGAACCAGUAAUCUCAUCAUAAAAGGCGAUUAGAUUAGUCAGGCAUGACCUUCCCUUGGUGAAUCCAUGCUGGCUGUUCCUGAUCACUUUCCUCUCAUGCAAGUGCUUCAGGAUUGAUUCUUUGAGGACCUGCUCCAUGAUUUUUCGAGGGACUGAGGUGAGGCUGACUGGCCUGUAGUUCCCAGGAUCCUCCUUCUUCCCUUUUUUAAAGAUUGGCACUACAUUAGCCUUUUUCCAGUCAUCCGGGACUUCCCCCGUUCGCCACGAGUUUUCAAAGAUAAUGGCCAAUGGCUCUGCAAUCACAGCCGCCAAUUCCUUCAGCACUCUCGGAUGCAACUCGUCCGGCCCCAUGGACUUGUGCAUGUCCAGCUUUUCUAAAUAGUCCCUAACCACCUCUAUCUCCACAGAGGGCUGGCCAUCUCUUCCCCAUUUUGUGGUGCCCAGUGCAGCAGUCUGGGAGCUGACCUUGUUAGUGAAAACAGAGGCAAAAAAAGCAUUGAGUACAUUAGCUUUUUCCACAUCCUCUGUCACUAGGUUGCCUCCCUCAUUCAGUAAGGGGCCCACACUUUCCUUGGCUUUCUUCUUGUUGCCAACAUACCUGAAAAAACCCUUCUUGUUACUCUUGACAUCUCUCGCUAGCUGCAGCUCCAGGUGCGAUUUGGCCCUCCUGAUUUCAUUCCUGAUUUCAUUUCAUUGUAUCCAGUGCUGGGCACCACAGUUUAGGAAUGAUGUUGAAAAAUUGGAGAGAGUUCAGAGGAG
Molecule: messenger RNA, 6972 nt
Organism: Caretta caretta (loggerhead turtle)
Lineage: Eukaryota; Metazoa; Chordata; Testudines; Cheloniidae
Source: RefSeq, a predicted model, not a curated record